This is a messenger RNA of Mesocestoides corti, 3501 nucleotides long. NCBI's taxonomy places the organism in Eukaryota, Metazoa, Platyhelminthes, Cestoda, Cyclophyllidea, Mesocestoididae. The record is from the annotation of a GenBank genome assembly.
AUGGAAGGCAAAGUGUGUCCAAAGUAUGGAUCACUUCUGUGUUCCUUAAGAGCCCCCGAUCCUACAGCAGGUGGGGGCGUUAACGACUCGUCGACUUGGUAUUUCGAUGAGUCUGGAGUCCGUGAACAACUGCGACUUGACCUUGCCGCUGUAGCAGCAUAUGGUAUGGCAUCUUAUAUUGGAGUCUCUGCAGCUGAACUGAACUCCCAGACCGUUUUAGGCCCACUUUCCACCAAUGGAAGACUGUUCAAUAACGGUAACGUCGACUUGCCAAGGCAUCGAUUUAACCGUUCUUCGCGGCACUCCAUGGAUGAUGAGGAGGUUGGUGAGGAAGCAGCAGCAGCAGCAUCCGCAGCAGCAUCAGCAGCAGCCAAACACCGACACUCUGGUCCUCGUUCGUUUGCUCAGCUUUGGCUAGAAAAUUAUCGUUAUCUUCAACGUGCCAAACUGCCACCGUUCGGUUACACGCUCUUUUCAUUGUCAACUGCCCCUACCAACCUCCCUUCGCCACCGUCUUCCACGGUCCACGGAGUCAAUGGACUUUCUCAAAUGACUAAUCAGUCAGCGAGUACUGGAUCGCCAAAUGCCAGUACCGUUUCGACCUUUCCAUCCCCGAAUCCCUCCGGAUCCGGCCCCUCGCCCUCGUCUCACCAUGUCCCCGGCAGGCAAGUGGCCAUGGUGUUCGCCAAAACCUACGAACUCCUGGCUGCCCGUGACACAAACGGCCCUCGCCUUUUAUCAAUCAUUACGGAAGAAUUGCUCAAUUCCGCUAAUUUGGUGGACCUCAAAGGACGUAGAAAUUAUCGUGAUGGAUCACCUCCAGAUCGUGGAAACUGGGAUUCCUCAGUUGGUGACUUGGACGAGGAUCCAGACGAGCUUGACGACCAAGAUGCCUCAAAUCGUCCGCAAUCCACCACAACCUCGGCUUACCAACCCCCACCGAGUUGGGCCAUUCCUCUAUGGGAGGAAAUCGCUCGACUUUGGGCCUGCCUCCUUCUUUCACCUAGCAUCCCAUCUUCAACCCGUGAUAGUUGGCGCGAACGUCUUACCUCUUGGUCUAUGUCUCCACAAGCUCCACGCGAUGAUAUCUACUUUAAUCCACCUCCCACCAACCCUAUGGCGGCUGAAAAUCUCACUUCUGAGGCUGUCAGCACCCCACCGCUCAUUCGGCCACCGAGCCGGACGACAGUCGAUCCAGAACCUACAUCCGUGUUUCAGUUAGCGCUUGAUGUUAGUGCUCUGCCAGUGGAAGUGGCGGAGGAAUUUCCUGCAAUACCAAGAAACGCCUUGGCUGACCUUGCGCGGACACUCCCAGCGAAUGUGCGCCAGUGCACCUGCCCCUACUGCGGCGUUUCUCCGGUGAUUGAGCGUGCGUGGGGUUUGAAUGAGAACUUUGUUGCAUCCUGCCUCCGAGCUUCAGCGCUUCAGUUGACGGGCUACGGGGAAGCUGCGACACUCCUUGCGGUGGCACUAGCAAACGCCCUCCUGGGAUGCUUGGAGGAGGUUGGGCGAAGGGGUGCUGCGGCGGGCUGCAUUUCAUUAGGGUCCUGUUCACCGUCACCGACGCCACCGCCACUGCCCCCGCCAACACAGAGCUUUGCACGAUCGAAUUCAGGCAGCUCAAACAAGUCCGGCACUCUCUCCUCUUCUCUCAUCGUAAACACUUCUUGUGGGGGAGGUGGUGGGCCUACGCGGGGUGGCUUCAGGAGCCCUCCACCGCCGCCGCCUCAGCACUCGUCGCCCUACCACCAACGCCACUACCAGCAUCAACAUCCUUACUUUUUUUACUCUUCUCCACCUUCUCCAUCUGGACCACGCACUUAUCCUUAUCAUCAUCAGCAAGCCCGAUAUCGAUGUUCGCCGUGGCAACGCACGCCCCCCAGGCACGAUCAGCAGUACCUCCUUUGUGCCUCCGAGGCUUCCGUUGACUGCCCCUUUCACGAGUGCGGAUGGAUUGGGAUGCCUGGACGACCAAUCAUCGGUCUCGUUGAAUGCCUUCUUGAAGCGGCAGCAAAUAAAAUACAGGAUCCUGGGCGGGGCGGCCUCUCUGUGAACGAUUACUUGCACCUAGCUUUGAAGGUUGGAAUAGUGGCCCUGUGUCAGCAAAGAAGUCUUCCGCUAUCCACCGGGGCGUUUCUGGCCAGUCAGUCCCAGGAGGUGCGUCUCAUCCUCCUCUUGAAUACCAUCCCGCGAAAUGCCACAACAGCGCAGAUCAUCACACAGCUGGUCUAUCAGCUGAUGGGGCCUCCACCGAUCCCCCCUCUACUCGGAGGACCCCAGGAGGCGUGGUGGUGGUCUGCCCUUGGACCCGUAGUCCACCCGGACACAUACCCGGUGCACGUUGUGGCCGAACUCCUUUUUGGGCAUCUUUUGGCGGGAGAGACGGCUGGCAUCAACACAGGCGACCUUGCCUACCUUGUCGCGGCCAGAUCAAUGCGGUUUCCUGUUCUGGAACCAGUCUCUGACCGUCUCCCUCUUGCAAUUGCUUACACAACGUCUGCUUCACAACGCCACGGUGACAAUUCCACUCGUUCUGCCUCCUAUGUCUCCAUGAAUUCUACUUCCAGUCCACUCCGCUCCCUCCCCUUGCCCUCAACCUUUGUAACCGCGGCCCUUUCAGGUGGUGGGUCGACACCACUUGGAGCUUCCUUGCCUCCUGCCAGAAUUCUGAUUCCUCCUCCUCCUCCUCCACCGACCUAUUACCGAUCAGCCCAGGAGACUCUGCGUCACCAUGCUCAUAAUCUCUACCGGCGUCACGCCCUAGAUAGCCAGGAUUCCACACCAACGGCGUACCGUCGCGAUUUGGGCGUCAUGGAGGAGAGACAAGUCCGACUGGCAAUUGGUUUAAUUCUUGCGUCGCGUUCGGCUGUCUUUCGGAUGGAUCACUUUAUGCGCAUCUGCGACAGACACAUUCACACAGCAAUGAGCCUAAUGUCGGUGUCGCGUGAGGUACUGGCCGAGGCGAUAGGCCACCGUCUUCACUCUUCAACCACCGCCUUUACCCUGGACGAGCCCAAUUUUCUCGCUAACUCUGUUGCAUCGUCGGCCUCCAGUCUAGGGUUCGCCAACCUCCUGCCUGUCAACUUCGUCACCUCACCUCUGCCCACGACGUCUCUGCAAGAGCGUCACGCCCUGGUCUGCGCCGCAUUCCACCUGGCCCUCAGCGUGACUGUUCGCACCGUGUGGCCGCGGGCCCAGUGGCGCCGACGCGAAACGCUCGGCUGGGCGGUCUCGACUGGCCUGCUGGCCGGUCCCCUGGCGCUGCUUCACCUCGCCCAGGCCUGGACGACCUACGCGUGCCCUCGGGAGGCUGUGAUUUGGCUCGCACCCACCCUUCUCGCCUGUGUUGCCUGUGUCAGUCCGACGGGGCGAGCGGCGCGUGGCGAGGGGAUGCUGCUCCUCCCAAGGGUGUACAGCUUCCUGCCUUUCACGCCGGGUGCCGUUGAGCAGAUAAAAGCAGCUGUCCGACAAAUGACUAUACAGGCAAAGGCGACAGUUUAG